UGCCCAACAUGUUCAGAUAAUGCAAUGGAAAUUUUCCAAAUAAUCCCAAGUAUAAAAGGAUAUCCUGGAAACUUAAGACAUCCAGUCAUUAAGUCUGCUGCUUUUAUUACGUAUCCUGAACUUAUACUACGUAUAUAUAUAAUUACACACUGAGAGAGACAACAUAGACAGAGUAGACUAAAUAUACAGGAAAAAUUGGUUUAUGUUAGUCUAUAGGCCAACAUGUUUUGAAGCUGAACAUGCAUUCAUUAUUUCCAGGUUAGUUUAUCUAGGAGUCACUGCCGUGUGGAAACUUCAUGAUGUCACAGCAUGCAAAUGCAAGGCUGUGGAUCUCAAUAGUAAAGCCUUUGAGCUGAACCAAAGAGCACACUAGGAUUCUGACUUGCCCUGGACCUGGUGUUUCAAACUUAAAUACAUGAGCACAUAAAUGUGAAAGACUGUAUGAAAGUGAGUUCUCAAUUUUUAUGAGAUUAGAUUACAGAGCUACCAUCAGAUUAGUUUCAAUGAGAAUUUAAUUUAUUUUUGCUUAACUUAAAGUACAGUGGUUAAUGAUACAGCUUUAGUUUUAAUAGAAUAUUUUCAGUUUACUAAUUUUUUACUUUCAGUUUUUUGUGAUGUGAGCUUAAUAUUUUCACCGUAUUAACUCAUCAUUCUCCACCUGGAUCCAAUUUUUGUACUGCACUUUUUUAUUUGUUAUGGGGAUUGUAUUUGGUAACCUUGCUCCAUGAAAGGACUGGAGUAUACUUCAAGAACUAUGAGCACGUCAAUGGAUAUGCCUGACGAAGACGAAUCAGGAAGCUCCAGCAAAGCAGAAAAUCUAGAGAGUAUGAGAAAACAGUUGAAAGCAGAGGGAGAGAAAAGAGAUGAAUUUGAGCAUAACCACAUGAAGGAAGCUCUGUUGGCUAGCCGAAGGUCAAAGCCCAAACUUGCGUCUGCUCAGGCUGUGCUCUCAUCCAGACUAGAACUAGAGACUAUUCAAAAGGAACCGUUUGUGACCGCAUCAAAAAAUCCAGAGGACUGGGAAUCUAACAGUGUGCUGAACUGCUCUGAAACCAACAAUGGAGAAAAAGAGAAAGACAGGAAAAAUGAAAAUACAAAAUACAUUGCUGAUGAAAGGGGUUUAUUUUCUGGUGAAGUGUCCAGAAACAAUAUGUGGAGACCUGGACAGAGGGAAAGAUGGAGAGGGAAGAGGAGAGAGAGGCUGGAAGGUAGAGCCGAGAACAUAGAGGAGGAGGACAACACUACUGAGAAAGAAAUGAACCGAGGAAUUAAAUUGAGACACAGACAAAGGCAGUGGAGAUCUAAGGAGGCACAAGAUGAAGAGUCAGAAAAGGAUGUGACAGGGCUGAGAGGGGCAGUGCAAGGAAAUAUCGAUGGGGAUACAGAGAUGAGAGGAACAGUCCCCCACCACAUAUUCUCAAAGGUUUUUGCCAACUCUUUUGCCUCAUCCUCCUCCUCAUCAUCAUCAUCCUUCAACUAUUCCUCAGCGGAAAGUGAUGAGGUCUUCAGUGAGGGAGAGGAGAUGGCCAAGAGGAAAGAUGUGAGAAGGUGCCGAUCCUGGAGGACAUUCCUGACCAUGAUGCAGUGGUCAAAGCGCAGACAGAGUUCCUGGGUACAGCUGGCUGGACACCAAGGUAACCUCCAGCUGGGUGAAGGUGGGGAGGUGCUGAAGAGAUUCAAUGAGGUGGAGGAUACCUGCCUGCAGGCACUCAUGUCUGAUCCACUCCAUCAGUUUGUGCCUCGCUAUUAUGGGCACAUCAGCAGGAACGGAGAGAACUACAUCCGUCUUGAGGACCUGCUGAGUGGCCUCAAGCAGCCUGUCAUUAUGGACUGCAAAAUGGGCAUCCGCACCUACCAAGAGGAGGAGAUUGUGAAAGCAAGAACCAAAGCUAGCAUCCGAACUGAUAUGUACCAGAAGAUGGUGAAAGUAGAUCCUACAGCUCCUACAGAAGAAGAACAUGCACAGAGGGGCGUGACAAAGCUGCGCUACAUGCAGUGGAGAGAUAGCACAAGUAGUACCUCAACGCUAGGAUUCCGCAUAGAAGGCAUAAUGACAGAGAAUGGGAUUGUACGACGGGAUUUUAAUAAAAUUCAGAGCAAAGCACAAGUUACAGAGACCCUGCUAUUAUUUACCAAGGGGCAGGUUCACAUUCUAGAAGCCUAUCUGUCCAGACUGGAUGCGCUGAAAGAGACAUUAAAGGAGUCUGCCUUUUUCAGAAGCCAUGAGGUAAUAGGCGGCUCUCUCCUUUUCGUCCACGAUCGUCCCACCAACAAAGCCAACAUAUGGAUGAUUGAUUUUGGGAAGACCACUCCAGUGCCCAGUGAUGUGCAUCUAAAGCAUGAUAUUCCAUGGGUUGAGGGAAACCGGGAAGAUGGCUACCUGUUUGGACUGGCAUCCCUCAUCUCUUUGCUGCAUGUUACUGUCAAGGAAGUUAGGGGACAAGACAUGGAGACCCACCACUCACAGACAGAGCAAACAGUGUCAGAACUUAAUCAACACUAGCCUGGGAUAAAUGAGACAACAACAGACUUUUUAAAGGAAACUACAGCCACCAACCACAAGGACUGAUGCUGGAUACUGCAGAUAUUCUGUAUAUACAUAGAUACAAUACGUUGCAUAUUCUUUGCUGUAUAUAGGCUGUAUAUAGGACAUGGCCAAUCAAAAUUUUAACACCUGGAGUGACUAUUACAGUUUAAUCUGUUAUUGUCACAGACCAAACACUGUGAUACAGAAUAUCAGUUAACCUAAAUCUUCAUGGAACUGGUUGCUCUCAGAUCCUAACAGGACUGUAAAUAAAUACCGCUGUCA
This is a messenger RNA of Pangasianodon hypophthalmus (striped catfish), 2809 nucleotides long. RefSeq names its product inositol-trisphosphate 3-kinase B. Gene Ontology annotation, biological process: inositol phosphate biosynthetic process. Bases 725 to 2503 code for a protein of 592 amino acids. The record is from RefSeq and is a predicted model, not a curated record. Lineage: Eukaryota; Metazoa; Chordata; Actinopteri; Siluriformes; Pangasiidae. The transcript has 7 exons. Gene Ontology annotation, molecular function: inositol tetrakisphosphate kinase activity; inositol-1,4,5-trisphosphate 3-kinase activity. Gene Ontology annotation, cellular component: cytoplasm; nucleus.